Messenger RNA from Dendrobium catenatum, 1882 nucleotides. Its product is annotated as cytochrome P450 71A1. Gene Ontology annotation, molecular function: heme binding; oxidoreductase activity, acting on paired donors, with incorporation or reduction of molecular oxygen; iron ion binding. The record is from RefSeq and is a predicted model, not a curated record. Lineage: Eukaryota; Viridiplantae; Streptophyta; Magnoliopsida; Asparagales; Orchidaceae. The transcript is spliced from 2 exons. Bases 62 to 1678 code for a protein of 538 amino acids.
CUACUCCCACACCACGCAAUCCACAAAAGAAAAGGAAAGGAAAAAAAAACUUGUAAAGAGCAUGCGUCCCUCCUCUCCCAUAGUCCCUCUUCUUCUCUAUCCUCCGGCCAUGCUACUAAUGCUGGCUCUUACAAUACUAGCAAUUGUUUUAUCAUCUCUCUUCUUCUUCAAGAAGAGCACUGCCGAUAUUGCUACUGUCAUUACUAAUACCUCUACUAUUAUCAAUACUAGUGGCGUUCAACCCCUCCCACCCUCUCCCCCUAAGCUUCCCAUCCUCGGCAACCUCCAUCAACUUGGUUCUAGCCCUCACCGUUCCCUCCGUUCUCUCUCUGAACGCUAUGGCUCCAUCAUGCUCCUCCAACUUGGUCACCUCCCCGUCCUCGUAACCUCCUCCCCUUCCAUCAUACGUGAAAUCACCCAAACCCAAGACCACCUCUUCGCCAACCGCCCUUCUCUUAAGGCCCCCAACACAAUCCUUUACGGUGGUCGUGACAUCGCCUUUGCCCCCUAUGGUGAAUACUGGAGGGAGAUGAAGAAGGCAACUAUCCUCCACCUCCUAAGCAAUAAGAAGGUGGGUUCCUAUAAACAAGGGAGGGAGGAGGAAUUGACCUUUAUGAUGAAAGAGAUUGAGCGAACGAUGUUGGUUGACAUGACUGAGAGGUUUCAUGCACUCUCGAGAGAUGUUAUAAGCCGCGCAGUGAUCGGCGACUCGACAAGAAAUAAGUUGUGGGGGGAUGGUUUAAGGAGGCUCAUAGAUGAGAGCUCAAGAAUGAUAGGGGAGUUCUAUGUUGGUGAUUAUAUACCAUGGUUGGGGAAGAUAGUUGGGUUUGUGAGUGGGUUUGAGAGGAAACUGAGAAAUGCAUUUGAGAGAUCAGAUAAGUUUCUUGAGGGAAUCGUGAAGGAGCAUAGAAGGCAAAUAGCAAAGAGGAAGGAGGAAGAAGGAGAUGGUGACGAUGCAACUAAUGAGUGCUUUUUAGAUGCUUUGUUGACUCUUGAAGGGGAGUUGAAAUGUAAGGGUCUUGUAUUUGAUCGUGAGAGUAUUAAAGCCAUUGUUAAGGACAUGUUUGGCGCGGGAACAGACCCAACCUCCAUAUCCAUGGAAUGGACCAUGGCCGAGCUCAUCCGCCACCCAGCCGCCAUGAAAAAGCUCAAGGAAGAAAUAAUCAAAGUAGUAGGCCCCAAUGAAGCAUGUAUCAAAGAAGAGCAAUUGGCAGAUAUGAGCUAUCUCAAAGCAGUAGUAAAAGAGGCCCUCAGGCUUCAUCCUCCAGGUUCUAUAAUAAUACCACGACAGCUUAUACAGGACACUAAUAUCAAAGGCUACAGAAUUCCUAAAGGAACAAUGGUCCUCAUCAAUGCCUGGGCUACAGGAAGGGACCCCAAGAUAUGGGAUUCCCCAGAAGAAUUUCGACCGGAAAGGUUCAUUAAUGGAGAAGCAGGAGACAUAAAUUUUAGUAGCCAUGGAUUCCAGCUCUUGGCAUUUGGUGCAGGAAGGAGAUCUUGUCCUGGGAUCAAAUUCUCUGUGACUUUAAUUGAGCUUGCUAUAGCUAACCUGGUGUAUGUCUUUGACUGGAAGCCAGCAAAGGGCGAAAUAGAAGAUAUAGAUAUGAGUGAAGUUUAUGCACUUACUACGCGCAAAAGAGAGGCUCUUAUGCUGAUUGCAACAAAGGCAGUCAAGUAAAAGAUUAAUCAAUCCAAUGGAUUAUUGUUGAAUUAUAAUAGUUGGGUUGCAAGAUGAAUAGAUUAUAAGGUAUUCAGCUCUAGCAGAACUCUUAUUUUUGUCUAAUUUUAUGAGUGAUUCUUUACUCAGAAAGUCCUUUUUGUUGGGCAAGAUAAGUUCUUUUUAUCUGAUAACGGUCAAAAGUUCAAUUUUUUUAGAACAAAA